AUGCCUCAACAGUGGCAAAUCAUUGCGCCUGCUCGGCAAGAGACGACAGGGACGGUGGGGGAAUUAAUGGACGCGCUGGUGUCCAGUAGCGCUGCCGGUCUCGUCGCCCUCUUGGCCAUCCCGUUGAGCACAUACCGACAGAGACUCGAGGGUCUAUUGCCGGGUGAAAAUGCCGAGGACAACGAAGACGAGGAUUUCGAGUGUGCGAAACGAACUCGAAUCACCGACCUUUCGCAAAAUUAUUCCAGCAAAGCUGCAAGAAUCGAGAUCCACGAUUUCAACGCCGCAAGCCUCACUGCACCCAAGACCCUUCUCCAUUUCCCCUCUCUCGUACACCAUCAAAUAUUCUCACUGCUCGAGGAUGUGGAAGACGUUCUGCGAUUCAGUCUGACCAAUCAGUAUUUUUGGGCAGUAGGACUGUUGCAUAUCGACAGACAUAUUAUGAAGUCCUUGGCUCCAUGGGCAGGCGAGCAGAUCGUGUGCGUCAGCGAGAAAAGUGACCCGCGAGAUCUUCCACCAGGCUUACUUGCCUCCGUUACAUGUCCGGAGACCAAGAGUGCAAAUUCUCCCUUCGAUUCAAAUUCAUCUUCCCCCUGGAGCAAGUAUAAGAAGAGCAGUGGACCAGCUCUAUCUCAAAAGCUACAAAAGCGAUUCCUCGAGUACGAAUCUCAACACCCGAUGGGCUUUGCUCACCGAGCCGAAGUCAUAAUGGGACUGAAACCUGAAAUCUUGGGCUUUUAUCCCCGCGAUCAAAAGUGGACAUUGCGAAACUUGACCACGCGUGAAUACGUCCGCGGGGAAGUCAUUGGGUUGAAAGAGGAGUUCAUUCACGGGCCUCAAAUUGAGAUCCUGGGAUUUGCCGAGAUUUUGAUCACGCGAAUUUGCUGGUCGCCGGAGCCGGAAAAGGUGGGACUUGGCAGUCAGAUCAAUCGGGGUAAAUGGGCUGGUCAUCGAUUUGAUAUCGUGCCACUGACGUGGCUGGAGAAGGAUGGGUGCGGCAAGGAUUGGAAAGACGUGAGUAAUGAGAUUUUGCGGGAAAUUGAUCUCAUUCUUGGGGGACAGCUGGGGGAUGAUUGGCGAGAUCAAAUGGCGAGAAGUUAUCGAAAAUAUGCAAGGCAGGAUCCUAUCGAUUCGCUGGGAGUUUAUCAAGAUUGA
This is a messenger RNA of Penicillium oxalicum, 1155 nucleotides long. RefSeq lists its product as uncharacterized. The record is from RefSeq and is a predicted model, not a curated record. NCBI's taxonomy places the organism in Eukaryota, Fungi, Ascomycota, Eurotiomycetes, Eurotiales, Aspergillaceae. The coding region runs from base 1 to 1155 and encodes 384 amino acids. The transcript is spliced from 2 exons.